AUGAGUGAUGAAUACGCCGCAGUUAAACGUGGAAAAUUAGUUCUCAAGGGGGAUAAACCAAAAGCUAAGAAGCGUAAACACAAAAAAAAGGAGAGCGAUAGUAAUUCCAAAAUCGAUGAGGAUUGCGUUAAACAUGGCAAUUGGUGGAAGGUGGAAAAGAUAGAAGAUUUAACAGGGCCGAUAUCAAUUGAGUUUGGUAACCACACAUAUAUAUCCGCCUUAGACAACGGUUUAUUCACAUUAGGAGCGCCACACAAUGAGGGAGAUGGUCCUUCACCUGAAGAGAUUUUUACUGCGUUUCCCGCAGGUGACACUAAAUUUGCACUUAAAUCAGGAUAUGGAAAAUUCCUUGGUAUAUCAAAGGAAGGAGUGGUGACUGGUAGAUCAGAUGCUGUAGGACCUAUGGAACAAUGGGAACCUAUUUGGCAAGAUGGAAAAACUGCAAUUUUAUGUUCUCUCAAUAAGUUUGUUUCUGUGAAUCCUGAGGAUGAUUCUAUUGUAGCUAAGAAUGUAUCAGCAGGAAACGAAGAGUUCUGUAAUAUACGGUGUAAUAGAAGUAGAGAUAUAAAAAGAGUGGUUAUACCUGAAGAGGAAGGUGACUUGGCUGAAGUUGAAGUAAACUAUGUGAAAAAGUUCCAAAAGUUCCAAGAUAAGAAGCUGCGAGUCAAUGAAUCAGGGGUGAUUGAAUUAAAAAGAGCUAAAGUGGAUGGAAACCUCCAUGAAACAUUGCUAGACCGACGAAGUAAAAUGAAAGCUGACAGAUAUUGUAAAUAA
This is a messenger RNA of Leptosia nina, 774 nucleotides long. NCBI's taxonomy places the organism in Eukaryota, Metazoa, Arthropoda, Insecta, Lepidoptera, Pieridae. The record is from the annotation of a GenBank genome assembly.